AUGGAGGAGAGCCGAGGACCAUUGGAUGAAAGUGGUGGUACCAUGUCUGACGACGAGGAGGAGGAAGAAGACAUCGACGACUCCGUGCUACACGACAUGGACCACUUCGAGCAGACCUUCAAGAAUAUCAGCCAACGUUAUCGACUGAUCAACCGCAUUGGCGAAGGCACCUUCUCAACGGUCUACAAAGCCGAAGACUUACUAUACGAGCACUAUCAAAACGACUGGGACAUGGACGCCGAAAAGGAAAAUGCCAACACCAACUCAUACAAGUCCUCGAAUGGCAGAUCACACAAGCCACGAUAUGUGGCGAUCAAGAAGAUCUAUGUCACCUCAUCACCGAUCCGCAUCAUGAACGAAUUGGAACUCCUACACGACCUGCGAGACUCACCCAACGUCUGCCCACUCAUCACGGCCUUCCGUCAUCAAGACCAAGUCAUCGCCAUCUUGCCAUUCUUCCAGCACAAGGACUUCAGAGAGUACUACCGCGAGUUCACAGUCUCCGACAUGCGCUUCUAUUUCCACAGCUUGUUCACUGCGAUGCAGUCUGUCCACGAAGCCGAGAUCUUGCAUCGCGACAUCAAGCCGACGAACUUCUUGUACUCGCCGUCACAGCAGAGGGGAGUGCUUGUCGACUUUGGAUUAGCCGAGCGUGAAGGCACAGACUGGGCUCAAUGCACAUGCUGCUUGGACGCUUCUGAGCGAAAUCGGAAGAUCAGUUCCUCGGUAUAUGCCUCAUCGAAAGCGGCGGCGGAGGCUGCGGGCCAACCCAUGCCGAGACCAAGUUACCCGAAGGACGACACUCGCUCCUCUCGCCGCGCCAACAGAGCUGGUACGCGUGGUUUCCGCGCACCAGAGGUGCUUCUGAAGUGCACCGCUCAAUCCUGCGCGAUCGACAUUUGGAGUUGUGGCAUCAUCCUGCUCACAUUCCUCUCCAAGCGCUUUCCGUUCUUCCAGUCCACCGACGACAUCGACGCUUUCCUCGAGCUUUGCACCAUCUUCGGCCGUAACAAGAUGAAGGACACUGCCCUUUUGCAUGGUCAAGUGCUCCAGACCAACAUUCCGAACAUGAGCACCAGCGGUCACAGCCUCGAAAAGAUCAUCCUCUGGUGCAACAACCGCCACCGGGGUGACGACAAGUCGGCGUUGACUGAGGAUGAGCAAGAAGCGGUGGACUUCAUGAAGCGCUGCCUUGAGCUCGACCCGUCGAAGAGAAUCACGGCUCAGCAAGCGCUCGAGCACCCGUGGUUGGCCGGCGAUUCUUUGCUCGGCAGUGAUGAUUAA
This is a messenger RNA of Zymoseptoria tritici IPO323, 1284 nucleotides long. RefSeq lists its product as uncharacterized. The record is from RefSeq and is a predicted model, not a curated record. The transcript has a single exon. Gene Ontology annotation, cellular component: nucleus. Lineage: Eukaryota; Fungi; Ascomycota; Dothideomycetes; Mycosphaerellales; Mycosphaerellaceae. Gene Ontology annotation, molecular function: ATP binding; protein serine/threonine kinase activity. Bases 1 to 1284 code for a protein of 427 amino acids. Gene Ontology annotation, biological process: mitotic DNA damage checkpoint signaling; protein phosphorylation.